Messenger RNA from Aegilops tauschii subsp. strangulata, 1311 nucleotides. The record is from RefSeq and is a predicted model, not a curated record. Lineage: Eukaryota; Viridiplantae; Streptophyta; Magnoliopsida; Poales; Poaceae.
AUGUUGACCGCCUUCAUAGGUGAAGAAAAAUGGAAGUUUGAGAAGGCCAGGCAGCUGAAGAAAGCUCAAUACAAGAAGGAGUGCUUUCUGAAGAAGGACGUUGUCAAAAUGACAACUGAUGAACUUGUACGUGCACAAGCUGAGAUCAAAGGACUCAAUGAUGAAUUCCAAGCCUACCAUGCAGAUUGUCUUGGAGCCAAAGUCAGAUUUGUGAAAAUGGCUGGAACAUUCACUUCAAAUGUUGUUGCCUCAUCGCAACAUGAAUCUCCUCAGGCUGUAGCCUCUGCUCAGCCUACUGAAGAACAUGUCAGCACCACUGAUGACUAUCAGGCUGCUAAUGAAUCUGAAAGUACCAGGGUUGAUGAAGCUAUUCCAGCCGCUGAUGAAAUUGCCAGGGCAACCACUAGUGUUGCGCGUGAAGAAAUUGCCAGGCCAGCUGAAGCAUCUGUCGCUGCGCCUGAACAAACUGAACAAACCAGGGCAACUGCAUCACUUGCGCCUGAGGAAAAUGAACCGAUUUCCUCUGCUCCUCCUGCAGCAACACCAAUUCCCAUUCUUCAUUCUGCAUCAGAGGCGAAGAAAACCAAAGCUACGGAGCGAGCAGCAGUGAAGAAAAGGAAAGCAUCUGCUCCCUCAGAGUCUUCAGCACCAAAGAAGACGAAGACUUUGACAAGCUCUUUUGAGAAUCCCAUUGAUGCUAUUCAUGUUUCAAGCAUGCCAUCAAUGGAAAUCAUUCCCUUCGAAAUUCCAGCCACUAGUGCUGAUGCUCAUGCUGCUGAAGAAGCAGAGAUCCAGGCUGCCACUGAGAAUGUUGACACUGAAAUUCCUCAGCCUGCGGCUCCUGAUACUGUGAUUCCUAAGACUGUGAAGGACGCUCCAUUCAUGCUGGUGUCUACAUGUAUUUACUUGGAAGACACAAAGUUUGGUCACCCAUGGAAGUUGGUUGUGCCUAUUGGGUCCAGAGGCACAUAUGAUGUUCCAGAAAAUUUUGAUGGUCAGCAAGACGCGGCUGUUCAAGCCUAUCAAGAAGACGCCCAUUCUUCACCACAUCGUUUUGUUGCGGAUGUUGAGGAUGAAGUUGAGGAUCAUGAAGCUGCCGGAGAUGUUGAGGAGGAAGAGGAGGAAGAAGAUGUUGUACCAAAUGUUCACCGCAAAAGAGAUGAAGCAUUAGGGGUUUCAGUUCCUGCUAGUGUCGUGGAAGAAAUUUGCCGUAAAUUUGAGCAGGGCAAGGACGACUAUGAUAUGAGUGAGGAUGAACUGGUCGACGAGGAGGAAAUACAUCCAGAUGAGAUGAACAUUGAUCUUGAUUAA